Molecule: messenger RNA, 3357 nt
Organism: Aethina tumida (small hive beetle)
Lineage: Eukaryota; Metazoa; Arthropoda; Insecta; Coleoptera; Nitidulidae
Gene: Grip
Product: glutamate receptor-interacting protein 2
Exons: 13
Coding region: 419-3244 (941 amino acids)
Biological process (GO): neurotransmitter receptor transport, endosome to postsynaptic membrane
Molecular function (GO): protein binding
Source: RefSeq, a predicted model, not a curated record
CGUCGCCUCUCAGGAAAGUUAAAAAUAAACACUUUUCGCUAUGACGGGACACGAAAACAUCACGGAGAAUAUCCAAACUCCACAGAACUGGCCCGACCAUGAUUCCUAUCCACGAUAAUCCGAAAACGUGAGUGAGGAAAACUCGUCUUUUGUGCGUGUCCCGUGCGGCGCUUCAAACACCCGUUUUUCGCCCCAACAUUUGAUCGACGGAACUAAUAUACAUUUAUCGCAGUUAAAGUGUUUAUAACAGUGUCUAAUAAUAACCACCACCAUCUACUUUAUAACUCAGUUAUCCUAAUAGAUAGUAUUUCUCAGUGUUUACGUUUCUAAUUUUAAAACAUAUAUGUAGUUCGCUAAUAGACAAUGGACGGUAUUGAAAUGAUGUUAAUGAACUGAGCUUUUAUGUGUGCAAGUAAAUAUGUUCUCUUCCUUUAAACUGCCUUCGUUGAGGCCGAGAAGCAGGAGUUUUUCUAACGCGGGGGCGGCCGGAAGUGGCAGUGAAUGUUCUCUACUACACAAACCGCCGAAAACACCAGUCGGAUCGCCGAAACAGAAACACCAUCGAAAAAGGAAUUCUGAAAUCGAUCCAGGUCCGGUCAUAUCAUCACUGAGACCGGGAUCGGUGGCUUUGCAAAGCGACCAGCUUGUCGCCGGCGAUCGCAUCUACAGCGUGAAUGGAAUCACCACCACUCGGAUGAAGCCCGAGGAAGUGACCACGUUGUUGGACAACGUGGACGGGAACGCACUGCUUGAAGUCGAGUAUUCUCUUCCCAACUACGCAUCUCAAAAUUCUCUAUGCGUCACCUCCAAAGUAACAGAAGUGACGGUGGAGAGUGUGGACGGCUCGCUGGGGAUCACGUUGAGGGGAGGAAGCAUUCCAGAACAUCCGUCGUUGAGCAGACCUCUUGUGAUCACGCAGAUCAGACCCAACGGACCGGCCCACAGGACCGGCUUGGUGCGAGUUGGCGACAGACUUCUUAAGGUCGACCAUCACUCGCUUGUAAAUAAAACGUUGCUGGAGGCGCAGCAAAUCCUGAAGGAGAAUUCGAGCCACUCCAGCCCUCACGGCAUCACUCUCACAACCUUAACCAUAGAGUACGAUGUGAGCGUGAUGGAGUCAGUGAAGUACGCAAAUGGGCCACUUCUAGUGGAAAUCGAUCGACAGUUGGAGGAAGACUUCGGUUUGGUGCUCACCAAUUGCAUCGAUUUGGGCCCGGACGACAUUUUGGCGGCCGGCUACUACAUUGAGAGUAUGGUACCGGCUAGUACAGCCGACAGGUGCGGUGCCUUGAAUAUUGGUGAUCAAGUUUUGGCGAUCGAUGACCUGGUGUUGGACGGUUGGAGUGGCACACCUGGUGAUGCUGAGAGACUAUUAAGGAGGGCCACUAAAUUACAGAUACUUCCUUCGCACGCCAUUCAAAGAGUACCGUCCAGAAACUACGGAAACGCGCAAUAUGCAAACAGUCCCAGCGUUGCUGGCUUCAGUACCCUCAACUCCAGACGCUCGAGAAACAACAGGAACCGUUCCAAUCGCCAAAGCACCAUCCAUAAAUCGUUCGACAGUGACUGCGGCAGUAAUUAUUGCGGUUGUACCGGAAACUUGGGCGUGUCUCACCCCGAAACUUUAAGUGUGACCCUAACUGCAGAUCGUGGACUCGGAUACGGAUUGGGUGUAUCCGUUGGCGAUCACUCAGAAAACAGAUCCGCAGACAUUCUGAUUUCGAGGAUUACGCCGGAUUCUCCUGCUUACAGAUGCGGCUGCCUCCAGGUCGGCGACAGAAUCAUCUCGGUAAAUCACCAGCCCAACCUGACGCUGCAGGAAAUCCACUCCAUAUUGGAAAUGGGAAACGAGACAAACAGCAAAGUUACACUUCAGGUGGAGUUCGACGUCACCGACACCAUCGUACCGUCCAGCGGGGUUUUUACGGUGAAGCUGGCCAAAAGAGGAUCGGGUUUGGGGAUCACGAUUACUGCUUGUAAGGCUCGUCCUGAAGAACCGUUCAUCAUCUCGGAGAUCAGAAGGGGCUCGAUAGCACACAGAACUGGUACUUUACACGCAGGCGACAGACUUUUGGCAAUAGACAACAGAACAUUAGACCACAUGAGCUUGGAGUCAGCCUUUGACAUUCUCCAGACGUCCACAAACGACAUUGUGACUUUAAAGGUGGAAAAAACUGAAACUGAGAAUGCCAAUUUGUUCCUGGACAGUGUUGUGUACACUGUUGAGUUGCACAGAUACGGGGGACCCUUGGGAAUCACCAUUUCUGGAAGUGAGGAUUGUUUGGAUCCAAUUGUUUUGUCACGGUUAACUGAAGGUGGAUUGGCUGAAAAAACUGGUGCAUUGCAUGUGGGAGACAGAAUUCUGGCAAUAAACGGCGAGAGUCUGGAACACAGACCAUUAUCAGACGCCAUAAGGUUACUUCAAACAUCCGGAGACAGAGUACAACUGAAAAUUGCCCGGAACAUUAAAAGCAGCGAAACUUCAGAAGAUUCAAGAUGCAACUAUUCUAGUCCUGGAUUAAUGAGCGUGGACAGUGCCAUACACUCGUGGGACAGCAACACAGUGGACAACCAACCAGACAACGCAACGGACAUACACGAGAUAAAGGACAUCGAAAGUGUACUAAGCGAACCUCUGUCAUAUCUGGACGGAGACAAGACAGCUACUAAAAAGCACCAAAGAGAUUCCCAGUUGCAAUUCUAUUCAGACACUGAAGAAAUAUUUUGUCCAAGCCCUUUGCCACUGCCAAACUACAACUUCACCAACACCAUCAAAUAUGAGAACUACACUCAAUCUCCGGCGCAUUUCAACGCUGCCAAUUCCUUCAACUCCUCCAAUUCGUUCACUGAAAGAGCGAUGAGGAGUUUCAGUCACGAAAACAUGUUGGAUAAUGAGGUUUACCACGUGACGUUGUACAAGGAUUCGAUUUACGAUGAUUAUGGGUUUAGUGUCAGUGACGGGUUGUAUGAAAAAGGUGUGUACGUCAACAGGAUCAGAAAGGGGGGUCCGGCUGAUAUCGUCGGACUGUUGAAGCCUUACGAUCGUAUAAUACAAGUAAAUGAUACAAAAACUCAAGACUUUGAUUGCUGUUUAACUGUACCUUUAAUAGCAUCGGCCGGCGACAGGAUAGAGUUGGUUAUAGCGAGGAAUCCUUAUUUGAAUAUCGCUGAUAAGGAUGUUUUGGACAACAUUUCAAAGAAGUCGUUCUCAGCUAGCCAAAAUACCAUAACAAAGACUUUAUAAUUUUAUUUAUUCAAAAAUAUAAUUCCACAUUCUAUAUAAAAAAAUAUUUAUUUUAAUUAUAUGCAUAUUUACAAUUAUUAUUCCAUAAAUACAAGUUUGAAAUACCUACACAA